GCCACCACUUUUAAAUACAGCCCUGCAGUAAUGAUCUACAUUACAGGCAGACAGACAGAGAGAGAGAGAGAGCCCGGAUUGAAAUUUGAACUAACUCUCUCAAACUUGUGUCACUGUCCUUUAAAUUUAGAAUUCACAUUUUGUUUUUCUUUGGAUUUUGCGCUUCUUUUGCAAACCAUUAAGAAAGUGAAGGCUUUCUUUCUCUUUCUCUCCCUUUCAAUUUUUUAUUUUUCAUUCUUUUAGCACAACUGAGUCUCCAUAUUAAUUCAUCACUAAGGUCCUGUCUGUGUGUGCCCACCCACAAUAGGGAGACUUCAGGGAGGGACUUUGCCUCUCAACAUUUAACCAGUGGGCAGCCUGAUCCCGGUGAGACAGAGGGCUUUUCAAAACCUGGAAUUAGCGCUGCACUGAGCAGGGGGAUCCUCCGCAUCUCACCCCGGCGAUGUAAAGACGCGUCUGGCGAGCUGUUUAGAAUGGAUGGACCUGCUUUUGAUGCGCUGCGCCUAUCUUUUGAAGAGCUCUCCGCCGCCGGGUCAGUCGGGUCAGGUUUUUGAUAAAUGUGAGGGCAAAGUGAGGUGUUUUCCAUCAGAGGCUGCUGUGGAUGGACAGUCAGGAGCGCAUAUGUAACACUGUGGGAGCUCCGCUGGAUUUAUCGACGGCAUCCUUCUGGGAUUAACCCUGCCGCAGGACUCUGUCUCUUGAAUCGGAUGAAAUAAAAAGAAGAAUGCAUGGAAUCAGCCAGCGCUGUAUUUACAUAUCAUUUCAUUUCUUCGUGCUGUGGUGCCAUGCUCAGGGGGAGAAUCACCCGUCUCCUAAUUUUAACCAGUAUGUGAGGACGCAGGGCGCAGUGACGGACCAGCUCAGCCGCAGACAGGUCAGGGUGUACCAGCUCUACAGCCGCACCAGCGGGAAACACGUGCAGAUUCAGGGCAAAAGGGUCACCGCCACAGCUGAGGAUGGAAAUAUGUACGCUCGUCUUUUUGUUGAGACGGACACCUUUGGAAGUCGAGUGAGGAUAAGAGGGGCAGAGAGUGGCCGCUACCUCUGCAUGAACCGGAAGGGGAAACUUGUUGGAAAGCCCAACGGCCGGAGCAGGGAUUGUAUCUUCACAGAGAUAGUCCUGGAGAACAAUUACACAGCCUUCCAGAAUGCCAAGUAUGACGGCUGGUAUGUGGCUUUCACCAGGAAAGGGAGGCCCAUCAAAGCGUCCAGGACAAGGGAGAACCAGAGAGAGGUCCAUUUCAUCAAGAGACUCCACACGGGCCCGCCUCCCUUCCCCAACACGGACCAAAGCAAACACUUUGAGUUCAUCCGAUUUCCAUCCACACGUCGAGCAAAGCGGAACAGGAAGUCACGCACCUCUCCCUAACACGCAGCGAGAGAAAUGGACUGACACGAGCUGUGAUAUAGGAAGAAACAGAUGCCAUUUUAUUUUUGUAUAUUUUUGAUAGGUAAAAGAUGGUUAAAAAAAUGUCAUAAAUCUAAAGUAAUAUUGCUGUAAAAUGAUCAUGUGUAAAUACUGAAAGAGAGUAAAGCAGAUGG
Messenger RNA from Acanthopagrus latus (yellowfin seabream), 1542 nucleotides. It is a transcript of the gene fgf17, whose product is annotated as fibroblast growth factor 17. The transcript has 5 exons. NCBI's taxonomy places the organism in Eukaryota, Metazoa, Chordata, Actinopteri, Spariformes, Sparidae. Bases 725 to 1369 code for a protein of 214 amino acids. Gene Ontology annotation, cellular component: cytoplasm. The record is from RefSeq and is a predicted model, not a curated record. Gene Ontology annotation, molecular function: type 2 fibroblast growth factor receptor binding; type 1 fibroblast growth factor receptor binding; growth factor activity. Gene Ontology annotation, biological process: cell differentiation; fibroblast growth factor receptor signaling pathway; positive regulation of protein phosphorylation.